Messenger RNA from Bubalus bubalis (water buffalo), 2259 nucleotides. It is a transcript of the gene CDCA8, whose product is annotated as cell division cycle associated 8. Gene Ontology annotation, cellular component: chromosome passenger complex; chromosome, centromeric region; spindle midzone. The record is from RefSeq and is a predicted model, not a curated record. Lineage: Eukaryota; Metazoa; Chordata; Mammalia; Artiodactyla; Bovidae. Gene Ontology annotation, biological process: mitotic sister chromatid segregation. The transcript has 11 exons. Bases 162 to 1004 code for a protein of 280 amino acids.
UCUCCUAAGACGGCGGCUUUUUAUUGGCCAGCCUUUGGCAGUUUGAAUUUGGUGGCGGCGGUCUCACGUCGCGUUAGCCUCGGAGUCGCUCCUUCUCGGCUGAAGCAACCAGGUUUUUCCUCAGCCCGGGUUUCAGAACCUGCAGCCUCUAUCGAAGCGCCAUGGCUCCGUCUAGGAAGGGCGGCAGUCGGGUGGCCAAGACCAACGCGCUGCGGAACCGAAAGCUCGCCUCCUUUCUUAAGGACUUCGACCGUGAAGUGCAAAUGCGAUCCAAGCAAAUUCAGUCAGACAGGCAGAACCUCCUCAAAGAGUUGGAUAACCUGUACAACAUUGAGAUCCUGCGACUCCCCAAGGCGCUGCGCGAGAUGAACUGGCUCGAAUACUUCGCCCUUGGAGGAAGCAAACGGGCCCUGGAAGAAGCAGCAACAGCUGACUUGGAUAUCACAGAAAUAAACAAAUUAACAGCAGAAGCUACUCGGACACCCCUGAAACUUGCCAAAACACGGAAGGUAAUGCAAGUGGAUGAGAUGAUAAUGGAAGAAGAAGAGGAAGAAAAUAACAAUAAGAAUCCUCAAACUGCAAGAGCUAAAAGGUGUCCUCCAUCCAAGAAGAGAACCCAGUCCAUACAAGGGAAAGGCAAAAAUAAAAGGUCAAGCCAUUACGCCACCGUUACCCCAGCUGUGGGCCGACUGGAGUUGUCUCUGGUGAAACCAACUCCGGGCCUGACACCCAGGUUUGACUCCAGGAUCUUCAAGACCCCGGGCCUGCGUACUCCAGCGGCCAGAGAGCGGAUUUACAACGUCUCUCUGAAUGGCAGCCCUCUUGCUGACAGCAAAGAGAUAUUCCUGACUGUGCCGGUGGGAGGCGGAGAGAGCAUGCGGUUAUUGGCCAGUGACUUGCAGAGGAUCGAUAUCGCACAACUGGAUCCAGAGGCCCUGGGAAACAUUAAGAAGCUCUCCAACCGUCUUGCUCAAAUCUGCGGCACCAUACGAACUCAAAAAUGAAGCUGCUAUUCCAAGACGGGACAAGAGGGGCCUUCAGUGGGCACUUCUGGGACCCUGAAGAAACCUCUUCCUUUUGGCUUACUGUUUGUUUGAGUGUGAAGUUCCAGAGCAGGGGGUGGUGUUCCUCUUGGAGAACUCAGGAAGCUUUACUUUGGGCACCUCCCAAGCCAGGUGACAAAGACACUGCCUCUGCGUCCAUACAGUCCAAACUUCCUGCCCUUCUCUGAACUGAAUUCUCCUUCCUGCUCUUAGAGCAGCCGCCUCUGCCUCCUGCAGCUCCGUGUCCUCUUUGCCCUGCCCCAACUCAGAGGAACCUCGUGUUCUCAGGAGGACUGCCAAUCACUCUCACCAGAGAGCCCUGUGCAGCUGGGCUCCCAGGCUGGGAGCUGUAAGCUCCAAGAAGGGAGCUCCACAAGAGGGUGGCUCAGAAGCUGGAAGGGACUGUGCGGAUGGGGCCAGGACCAGCCACAGCUGUGACCCCAGCAGGACACAUCUUCCCCCCGUACCCAUCCCCUCCCUCCUGCGGUGGCUGCUGCCGGGGCUCUGCAGUCUUAUGCCUGCCAUGCCCAGUAGUUUUGUCUCAAGCUGAUUUGUGGACCAGUAUUGUGUAUUAUCCCUGUUUACCAAAGACCAAAACUUGGUUUGAGGGCAGUUUCCAUGUCUUGCUCCUCUGCCUCUCCGGUUAGUUCAGUUAGUAGGAAUCUGGAUAAGGGAAUUGUAGGGUUUAGAUUGGUGUGGGGUUUUUUACAUGACUGGCUGCAAUUGAACUCAAAGCUCUCUAGUCUCUGCCAGUUCUGUAGACUUUGCCAAGCGCUUCUCUCUUAGAGACAAGGGGUUCACGGGGGAGUGAGUGUAGCUGGUGUCGGGGCCUCAUUCCGUGCGUUUGGCCUCUGCCCCCUGGUGUGGGCUGUCCAGUGGGCACGGAGACCCCUGCGCCCCAACCAGCCCUUCUGCCCCGAAGAAUCAUGGGAUAUGGUCCAAGAACGUGGGAGCCGAGAGUUCCUGCCCCCAGCUCGGGAGCACAGUGUUGUGUAUGUGGUUCUUUGUCGUACUUUGUACUAUUUUGCUACACAACCAUCCUAGUAAUCCAGUCCUGUCCAAGAUAUGUUCUUUUCAAGUUGUUUUUUCUCCCUUUCCUGAGACUUUUGUACAUAUUGUUUUUCUGAGUCGUGGUAUCUGUAAGCUGAUUUAUUCUGAUCAGAGCUACGGCAAGAUCCCGGUUUUCAAUAAAGUGUGGAUUUGGAUUUGUUUUUAA